Messenger RNA from Musa acuminata AAA Group (dessert banana), 6243 nucleotides. Its product is annotated as callose synthase 5-like. Gene Ontology annotation, cellular component: plasma membrane; 1,3-beta-D-glucan synthase complex. The transcript has 42 exons. The record is from RefSeq and is a predicted model, not a curated record. NCBI's taxonomy places the organism in Eukaryota, Viridiplantae, Streptophyta, Magnoliopsida, Zingiberales, Musaceae. The coding region runs from base 269 to 6097 and encodes 1942 amino acids. Gene Ontology annotation, molecular function: 1,3-beta-D-glucan synthase activity. Gene Ontology annotation, biological process: (1->3)-beta-D-glucan biosynthetic process.
CCCCAGCGAAAGGUGACUCUCUCUUUCUCCUAUGUUCUGAUCGAAAGAGGUAUAGUGAAUCGAUCUCUUUGUCGAUAACGACCCCCCUCUCCUUUGAUCUUGGAUGGGUUUCUGCAGGCGGGCGGUCGCUCGGCAGGUGGAGCUCCGGCCAUAGUUACCUUCAAAUCCUAGGGAUUCAAUAUUCCUAGGAUCCACUACUGCCCUCCGAUCGGCUCAUAUAGAUGAGGCACUGAAUAGGAGUGCACCUUGGGGAGAGAGGAUCGCGGAAAUGGCGGGCGGGGAGAAGGCGCCUACCUCGGGAAUGCCGGCGGUGGCGGGGCCGGCUUCGGGGCCGCAGGGGCUGUCGCGGCGGCCUUCGAUGAGGAGCUCCGUGAUGGCGACCUUCUCAAUGGAGGUAUUCGACAACGAGGUGGUGCCGUCGUCGCUCGCUAGCAUCGCGCCCGUCCUCCGCGUGGCCUCCGAGAUCGAGGCCGAGCGCCCCCGCGUGGCUUACCUCUGUCGCUUCUAUGCGUUCGAGAAGGCCCACAGAGUCGAUCCCAGCUCCAGCGGACGUGGCGUUCGCCAAUUCAAGACAGCCCUCCUCCAGCGCCUCGAGCGGGACAAUACACCGAGUCUUGCUAAAAGGGUGAAGAAGAGUGAUGCCCGAGAAAUCGAGAGUUUCUAUCAGCAGUACUACGAGAACUACGUCCGUGCUCUGGACCAGGGCGAGCAAGCAGAUAGAGCUCAACUUGGGAAAGCUUAUCAAACCGCCGGUGUCCUUUUUGAAGUCCUCUGUGCUGUUAACAAGACUGAAAAAGUCGAAGAAGUUGCUCCAGAGAUUAUCGCUGCUGCCAAAGAUGUCCAAGAAAAGACGGAAAUUUAUGUCCCGUACAACAUCCUUCCCUUGGAUGCUGCUGGUGCUUCGCAGUGCAUCAUGCAGCUUGAAGAGAUUAAAGCGGCUGUGACAGCCUUGAGGAACACACGAAGUUUGAACUGGCCUUCUUCUUUUGAUCAGCAAAGACAGAAAACAGGAGACUUGGAUCUACUUGACUGGUUAAGAGUCAUGUUUGGGUUUCAGAGAGACAAUGUAAGGAAUCAAAGAGAACAUUUGAUCUUGCUCCUUGCCAAUGUUCACAUAAGGCUAUCACCCAAGCCUGAACCUCUUAACAAGCUGGAUGAUCGAGCUGUUGAUGCAGUUAUGAAUAAAAUAUUCAAGAACUACAAGACAUGGUGUAAAUUCUUAGGACGGAAACAUAGUUUACGGAUAGCACAAGGUUUACAACCCCAAGAAAUCCAGCAGAGAAAGAUCCUGUACAUGGGCCUCUUUCUUCUUAUCUGGGGUGAAGCUGCCAAUGUUCGCUUCAUGCCAGAAUGCCUGUCCUAUAUAUUCCAUAAUAUGGCAUAUGAGCUACAAGGUCUUUUAACUGGGAAUGUAAGUGUUGUGACGGGGGAGAACAUUAGGCCUUCAUAUGGGGGAGAUGAUGAAGCAUUCUUGAAGAAAGUAAUUAGUCCAAUUUAUCAUGUGAUUGAAAAGGAAGCUAAAAAAAGCAAUAAUGGAAAAGCCCCACAUUCAGCUUGGUGCAAUUAUGAUGAUCUAAAUGAAUACUUCUGGUCUGUUGAUUGCUUUUCCUUGGGCUGGCCUAUGAGGGAUGAUGGGGAUUUCUUCAAAUAUAUACGGGAAUCAAGGCCCAUAGUCCAGGCAAGACGUUCAUCUCAUAAAGUUUCUAAUAAAAGCACGGGGAAAUCAAAUUUUGUUGAGACCAGAACAUUUUGGAACAUUUUCCGAAGUUUUGAUCGCAUGUGGACCUUUUAUGUAUUGGCACUACAGGCAAUGAUUAUUAUGGCCUGGAGCGAUUAUUCACUGACAAAGAUAUUUCAGAAAGAUACACUAUACUCGUUAUCUAGCAUUUUCAUCACAGCAGCACUUCUACGCUUCCUCCAAAGUGUUCUUGACCUUGUACUAAAUUUUCCUGGGUAUCACAGAUGGAAAUUCACUGAUGUUUUGAGAAAUUUUCUCAAAAUAUUAGUUAGUCUUGCAUGGGUUAUAGUUCUUCCUCUUUUCUAUAUUGAUUCAACAUCACAGAUAAGUUUGCCUUGGAAAGAUCUGACACAAUGGCUUCAUCAAUUAAAAGGAGUACCACCUUUAUAUAUCAUGGCUGUGGCAUUAUAUUUGCUGCCAAAUUUACUAACAGGAGUUAUAUUCAUAUUUCCUAUGCUCCGAAGAUGGAUAGAGAAUUCAGAUUGGCAUAUAAUCCGGUUUUUCUUAUGGUGGUCUCAGCCAAGAAUUUAUGUUGGGCGUGGCAUGCAUGAAAGUCAGUUUGCACUUUUCAAGUAUACCUUGUUUUGGGUGUUGCUGUUAUCUUCCAAGUUUGCCUUCAGUUAUUAUAUGCAGAUACAACCCCUUAUGAAGCCAACAAAGGAUAUAAUGAAUGUUCACAAUGUUCAUUAUGCUUGGCAUGAAUUUUUCCCUUACGCUUCUGGUAAUUUUGGCGCCAUUGCAUCACUAUGGGCUCCCGUGAUUUUGGUGUACUUUAUGGAUACUCAAAUAUGGUAUGCAAUUUUCUCUACCUUAUAUGGAGGUGUUUCUGGAGCAUUUGGUCGACUUGGAGAGAUACGGACACUGGGCAUGCUGAGGUCACGUUUCCAUUCGUUGCCUGGAGCUUUCAACACAUGUCUUGUACCAUCUGAGAAAGUUCGCAACAGGGGAUUCUCUUUAUCAAAGAGCUUUGCAGAGGUCCCUCCAAGCAAGAGAACUGAGGCAGCAAAAUUUGCUCAGCUAUGGAAUGAAGUAAUAUGUAGCUUCCGAGAAGAGGACCUUAUAAGUGACCGGAAAGGCCUUAAGGAGAUGGAUCUUUUGCUAGUUCCUUACUCAUCGGAUCCCAGCCUGAAAGUAAUUCAAUGGCCACCAUUCCUACUUGCUACCAAGAUACCAGUGGCAUUGGAUAUGGCUGCCCAAUUUCAAUCAAAGGACUCUGAUCUCUGGAAACGUAUCUGUGUGGAUGAGUAUAUGAAAUGUGUUGUUAUUGAAUGUUAUGAGUCCUUUAAACUUAUUCUGAACCUUCUGGUAGUUGGGGAAAAUGAGAAAAGGAUAAUUGGCAUAAUUAUUAAGGAAAUUGAAGCCAACAUUGCAAAGAACACAUUUCUCAGCAAAUUUAGAAUGAGUGCAGUACCAAUACUAUGUAGUAAGUUUGUGGAGCUUUUAGCUAUCUUGAAAGAGGGUGAUGCAUCUAAGCGUGAUACGGUCGUGUUGUUGCUGCAAGACUUGCUAGAAGUAGUUACCCGUGAUAUGAUGGUUAAUGAGAUCCACGAGUUAGCUGAGCUUGGACAUGGUAACAAAGAUUCAGUGCCUCGAAGACAAUUAUUUGCUGGUACAGGUUCAAAACCUGCAAUAUUAUUUCCACCUGUAAUUACUGGACACUGGGAAGAACAGAUUAAAAGGUUGUAUCUUCUAUUGACAGUAAAAGAAUCUGCAGUAGAUGUGCCAACAAACCUUGAAGCUCGUAGAAGAAUAGCAUUCUUCACAAAUUCUUUAUUUAUGGAGAUGCCACGUGCACCCCGAGUUCGCAAAAUGCUGUCAUUCAGUGUAAUGACUCCAUACUACAGUGAGGAGACUGUUUUUUCCAAAAAUGACCUUGAUUUAGAGAAUGAGGAUGGUGUCUCUAUCAUAUUUUACCUGCAAAAGAUUUUUCCAGAUGAAUGGAACAACUUUAUGGAACGUAUCAAUUGCAACCGAGAAAGUGAGGUUUGGUCAAAUGAGGAGAAUGUUCUACAACUUCGCCAUUGGGCCUCUCUUAGGGGUCAAACACUUUGUAGAACUGUUAGGGGUAUGAUGUACUACCGGAGAGCUUUGAAACUUCAAGCCUUUCUUGACAUGGCUCAAGAAUGUGAAAUACUAGAAGGAUACAAAGCAGUUGCUGAUCCAACAGAGGAAGAAAAGAAGAGCCAAAGGUCAUUAUCUGCUCAACUUGAGGCUAUAGCGGACAUGAAAUUCACAUAUGUUGCUACUUGCCAAAUUUAUGGAAACCAGAAACAGUCAGGAGAUCGCCGUGCAACAGACAUUUUGAACUUGAUGGUUAACUACCCUUCCCUUCGUGUUGCUUAUAUUGAUGAAGCUGAAGAAAGAGAUGGUGACAAGGUUCAGAAGGUUUAUUACUCUGUGCUGGUAAAAGCUGUUGACAACCGUGACCAGGAAAUAUACCGAAUAAAAUUACCAGGAUCAGCAAAAAUUGGUGAAGGAAAACCAGAAAAUCAAAACCAUGCAAUAAUCUUCACUCGUGGCGAAGCUCUUCAGACUAUUGAUAUGAAUCAAGACAAUUAUUUGGAAGAGGCACUUAAAAUGCGCAACCUUCUGGAAGAAUUUAAUGAAGACCAUGGACUGCAUCAACCUACCAUUCUUGGUGUUCGUGAGCACAUCUUUACAGGAAGUGUGUCCUCUUUGGCAUGGUUUAUGUCAAACCAGGAAACCAGUUUUGUAACAAUUGGACAGAGGGUCCUUGCCAGUCCAUUAAAAGUGCGGUUUCAUUAUGGUCAUCCAGAUGUGUUUGAUAGGAUUUUUCAUAUCACAAGAGGUGGUAUUAGUAAGGCAUCUCGAGGGAUCAAUUUAAGCGAGGACAUAUUUGCUGGCUUUAACUCAACAUUAAGGCGUGGAAAUAUCACACAUCAUGAAUACAUCCAGGUUGGAAAAGGCCGUGAUGUCGGACUUAACCAAAUCUCAUUGUUUGAAGCAAAAGUGGCCUGCGGGAAUGGAGAGCAAAUACUUAGCAGAGACAUCUAUCGCUUGGGACAUCGUUUUGACUUCUUCAGAAUGCUGUCAUGCUACUUCACAACUGUUGGAUUUUACAUCAGUUCAAUGGUGGUUGUAAUUAUAGUCUAUGCCUAUUUGUAUGGAAGGCUUUACUUGUCAUUGAGUGGGCUGGAGAGUGCAAUUGUGACCCAGGCAAGAAAGAGAGGGAACGAAGCUCUAGAGUCAGCAAUGGCGUCUCAGUCCGUAGUUCAAUUAGGUUUACUAAUGGCUUUACCAAUGGUCAUGGAGAUUGGACUUGAAAGAGGAUUCAGAACUGCCCUUGGUGACUUCAUCAUCAUGCAGCUUCAGCUUUGUUCAGUUUUCUUCACUUUCUCCCUAGGAACAAAGUCGCACUAUUUUGGACGCACUGUCUUGCAUGGUGGAGCAAAAUACAGAGCAACCGGACGUGGUUUCGUUGUCCGGCAUGUGAAGUUUGCCGAGAACUACAGAAUGUACUCCAGGAGCCACUUCGUCAAAGGGUUGGAGCUGAUGUUACUACUGAUAGCUUAUCAGAUCUAUGGAUCCGCGGUGACAGAUUCGGUUGCUUACUUUCUUCUGACCUCAUCCAUGUGGUUUCUAGUGGCUACUUGGCUAUUUGCACCGUUCCUUUUCAACCCAUCAGGCUUUGAAUGGCAGAAGAUAGUGGAAGACUGGGAUGAUUGGAUCAAAUGGAUAAACAGCUGGGGAGGAAUUGGUGUGCCGGCAAACAAGAGUUGGGAAUCAUGGUGGGAUGAAGAGCAAGAACAUUUGCAGUCCACAGGGUUCUUAGGCCGGUUCUGGGAGAUCGUUCUCUCUCUACGCUUCUUCCUUUUCCAAUAUGGGAUCGUGUAUCACCUGAAUGUUGUCAAUGCCAACAAAAGCAUCAUCGUGUAUGGCCUGUCCUGGCUGGUCAUCGUAGCAGUGAUGUUGAUUCUAAAGGUGAUGUCGAUGGGCAGGAAGCAAUUUAGCGCCGAUUUCCAGCUCAUGUUCCGGCUUCUCAAGCUGCUCCUGUUCAUGGGAUUCAUCGGAACUCUAGUCAUCCUCUUCACCCUUCUCAAUCUGACCGUCGGUGACAUCUUCGCCAGCCUCCUCGCUUUCAUGCCAACAGGAUGGGCGCUACUGCAGAUAUCACAGGCACUGAGGCCACUGGUGAAGGGGCUGGGCUUGUGGGGUUCCGUCAAGGCCUUGGCGAGGGGGUACGAGUACGUGAUGGGGCUGACGAUAUUUUCUCCGGUGGCCGUCCUCGCCUGGUUCCCCUUCGUCUCCGAGUUCCAGACGAGGCUGCUCUUCAACCAGGCCUUCAGCCGAGGGCUGCAGAUAUCACGUAUCCUCACCGGUGGGAAGAAACAAAACUGAGCUAAGAUACGUAGCCUCUUCGCCGCCCAUUCUUGUGUCCCAUUUAAUUCAUCUUGUUCCCAUAAUUUGCUUUCAUUGUACUGCAAUAUAAUGCCUGAUAAUGAUCCAGCAAAGAAAUGAAUGAAUAGAAUUCUUGCCUUCUUUCA